AUGAGGAGCAUUCAAACAAGACUUCAAGAUACGCAGAGUACACAAAAGAAGUAUGUGAAUCACAAGGUGAGAGACGUGGAAUUACAAACGAGCGAGAAUAUUCUUCUCAAGGUAUUACCCAUGAAUGGAGUGAUGAGAUUUUGUAAGAGGGGUAAGUUGAGUUCUUCCUAUAUUGGUCCAUUUGAUAUUCUUGAGCGUGUAGGACUGGUUUUGUAUAGAUCGACGCUACCUCAUAAUUUAUCCAGCGUACAUCCUGUAUUUCAUGUGUCUAUAUUGAGGAGAUAUCACAAUGAUGGCGACUAUGUCAUUAAGUGGAACUCAAUAGUGCUACAUAAUGACCUCCAGUAUGAAGAGGAACCAAUUUCUAUUCUUGAUCUUGAUGUUCGGAAAAAGAGAACCAAAGAUAUGAAGUCUGUGAAAGUCCAAUGGAACUGUCGUCCAGUUGAGGAAGCUACUCGGGAGACCGAGAAGUAUAUGCAAGAUAAGUAUCCAUAA
Molecule: messenger RNA, 495 nt
Organism: Solanum pennellii
Lineage: Eukaryota; Viridiplantae; Streptophyta; Magnoliopsida; Solanales; Solanaceae
Exons: 1
Coding region: 1-495 (164 amino acids)
Source: RefSeq, a predicted model, not a curated record